Molecule: messenger RNA, 753 nt
Organism: Capsicum annuum
Lineage: Eukaryota; Viridiplantae; Streptophyta; Magnoliopsida; Solanales; Solanaceae
Exons: 2
Coding region: 1-753 (250 amino acids)
Source: RefSeq, a predicted model, not a curated record
AUGUCAAGCAGCAGUCUUUCAUUGAAUGCCCCAAAAAUUUUCACUGGCGAAAACUACCAAAUUUGGUUAGUGAAAAUAAAAUCAUAUCUUCAAGCCUAUGAUCUGUGGGAAGUUGUAGCAGAUGAUACACCAUUACAACCACUCCCUGAAAAUCCUAUUGUUGCUCAAAUUAAAUCUCAUUCAGAUGAAAAGCUCAAAAAAUUCAAAGCCAAAACUGUAAUUCAAAAUUCAGUUGCAGAUUCGAUUUUUUCUAAAAUCAUUGCUUGUGAGACAACAAAUGAAGCUUGGGAAAAGCUAAAAAAAGAAUAUCAAGGAAGUGAUCGAGUUAGACAAAUGCAAAUUUUGAAUUUGAAAAGAGAUUUUGAAUCUCUUAGAAUGCAAGAGGAUGAAACUAUUGCUAAGUAUUCUGAAAAGAUUUCUUUGCUUGUCAGUAAAAUCAGGUUACUUGGCGAGGAUUUUAAAGAUGACAGAAUAGUUGAAAAAAUUCUUGUGACAAUUUCGGAGAGAUUCGAGUCUAAAAUCUCAUCUCUGGAGGAGUCUAAAAAUCUCUCUACUAUCUCUGUUGAAGAACUAAUAAGUGCUCUUCAAGCACAAGAGCAAAGAAGAUCUUUCAGACAAGACAAUGCCACUGAGAGUGCCUUUAAUGCACAAAACAAAAAAGGAAAAGGUCAUGUUACAAAAGUGUGCAAGCUUAAAAACAAUCCUCAAGUACAAUUUGCGGAAGCAGAAAUUGAGGAGGAACGCCUUUUUUAA